AUGGAGGAACUGUUCACCAAAAACCAGCAGAUGAAAGAACAGCAGAGAUUACUCAUCGAGAACAUCAAGACACUGGAAAACAGGCUGAGGGCGGGGCUGUGUGACAGAUGUACAGUAACUCAGGAGGUAGCCAAGAGAAGGCAGAUGGAGUUUGAAGCCUCGCAGAUACAAAGCCUCCAGCACAUCUCUCUACUGGCGGGGGAGAUGACCAACAUGAAAAAGGAGAACACAAGACUUAGAGAUGAGCUCAGGAAUUUAAGAGCAGCACUCGAAGCUCACAGUGACCACUCCUCCAAUAGGAACACCACCCCAGACAUCAAACCAACCACCCCCCCUGGCUAUUCCCCCUCCUCUGGACCUGACGCCCUCCUCGCUAUGGCAACCAGCAGGGCCAGUAACCAGCCAGCAGGUGGAAAUGUUGCAUUGAAAACUGAGGCCAACCAAAGAACUGAAGAAAGUGUACACAGACAAUUGAUAGGGAUGAACGGAAGCCAAUUCGAAUCAUUCAAGCCUCUUUCCUGGAAGACGGAACAUAAUGUAACCCAUGUUGUGGAGAGAAGAGCUCAGAGUGUUGAGGAACUGGACCAGCGAUCCUCUAUCCCUCCUCAAGCUCCCCUUAAGAACUAUUCUUUCUCAACCGGUGGAGAAGUGACCCCCAGCAGACAUGUGCUCCAUGCUCCUGUCCCCUGCCGUCCUCAACCAACCAAGAGCAGCCCUGCUACUGUCCAUUGGCCCUUUUCUGAAUCCUCUGACUUGGUUACUGCAGCUGCUUCAGCGACUAGUCUGGUGGCGCAACCUUCUUCCAAAACAAACCUGCUACGCUUUCCCAACCUGAUCCCAACUAGCCAACAUACCAGCUCUAGAAGUCAGGUUUCUGGGCCUCCCUGGCACAAGCAGAGUACCCCUCAACCCCCUGCCAAAGAGCCAACUGUGGUAUUCAGGUUGAGAAAUCUGUCAGAGCAAGAUGUCAGAGAUGUAGAGUGUCAAAGUAAGACCCAGGAGAAAAAGGACAUCCCACCUUUGAAGACCGAGAGGGACUCUGGAGAGCUUAGAGAGGCGUUUGAUGGGCCUCUGGACCUAUCGGAUCAUGGAAAGUCCAAAUCCAGCCAAAUGCCAACAGAUGAUUCACCCUUAGCCUUACAAACUGGAGAGAGAGUACAGAGGUGCCCUGACAAGGAUGGGAAGGCAAAUCCACACAGCCCGGUAUCAUCACCGUCUCCUGUCGUCCCUCCCUCAUGCCCCUCUAUCCCACCAGUCAAUCAACAAGAGGAAGAGUCUGCCAGCGACCAUAACCACAAGGUAAUCAAAGAGCAGGAGCAGAAAGAGGAGGCGAAUGGGAAGACAGACCAAAGCGGGAACGAGAAGAAGGUUCCUGUCCUCACUAUAUCAUUACACCCAGUAGUGGCGCUGGAGACUCUGAAUUCUGCUCUGCAGAAAUCCUUACUAUCAAGUGGCAAGUCAUCGUCGCCAGCAGCUGAGCCGAGAAGCACCUCAGAUGAGCAGGACGAGGACAAGAGUGUGUCCGGACAAGAAAACGGCCAGGGCUGCAAGAGAAAGAGGGCAUCUGUGGAGACAGAAACGGACAGAGACUCGGAAACAGACCACAUCCUGCAAGAGAGGAAGAUCAAGAUCACUUUGAGAACUGAGGCGAAGAGCCCCAGCUAA
This is a messenger RNA of Perca flavescens (yellow perch), 1665 nucleotides long. It is a transcript of the gene rbbp8nl, whose product is annotated as retinoblastoma binding protein 8-like. Gene Ontology annotation, molecular function: damaged DNA binding. The record is from RefSeq and is a predicted model, not a curated record. Bases 1 to 1665 code for a protein of 554 amino acids. NCBI's taxonomy places the organism in Eukaryota, Metazoa, Chordata, Actinopteri, Perciformes, Percidae. The transcript is spliced from 11 exons. Gene Ontology annotation, biological process: DNA double-strand break processing involved in repair via single-strand annealing.